Copidosoma floridanum is the source of this 2437-nucleotide messenger RNA. RefSeq names its product Glutamate NMDA receptor-associated protein 1 lifeguard (gene Lfg). The record is from RefSeq and is a predicted model, not a curated record. Gene Ontology annotation, cellular component: membrane. Lineage: Eukaryota; Metazoa; Arthropoda; Insecta; Hymenoptera; Encyrtidae.
UUCGUGUCGUCUGGUUGUUGUGAUGUUAGUUUUGACGUUAGUAAAGAUAUUUCGUGUAAACUAAAGUAAAAACGUGUGCGUGAUAAACAUAUACAUUUAAAGUUGACAGAAAAAAAAAUAACGAUUCCUCAAUAAGUUGAUAAAUUAAGAAGCGUGUAUCUUAGCGAGACGAUAUAUAAAAACAGCUAGAAAAAGAUGUCGACUUGGCAGAAUCCUGGUGGUGGUUACUAUCCCGGCCAACAAGGCUAUCCAGGUUACCCAGGAGGUGGUUAUCCCCAGCAAGGUUAUCCGGGUGGAGCUUAUCCAGGAGGGCCUUAUCCAGGCGCACCACCACCAGCCGGUUUCGCACCACCACCAGGAGGUGCUCCCCCAUUCAUACCACCAACAUCUGCAGGCAUGUACGGGGCCAAUUACGCCCAGGAUCCCAUGCAGGAUGAAAUCAAGGGUUUUCAAUUCAAUGAUACGACCAUACGGCAAGCGUUCAUACGGAAAGUUUAUUCGAUCCUUAUGGUUCAGCUUUUGAUCACAUUUGGAAUCGUGGCCAUUUUCACGUACCAUAUGCCUACAAAAAAAUUUGCCUGGAGUAAUCCAUGGAUCAUGUGGGCGUGUUUGAUUGCCACUUUCGUCUUGCUUAUUUCCAUGGCUUGCUGUACAAGUGUUCGCCGUGAAGCCCCCAUGAACUAUAUCUUUCUCGGACUUUUUACUUUUGCAGAAGCAAUAAUGUUGGGCUUUGCUUCAAGUGUGAGCAAUCAAAAAUAUGUCAUUAUGGCUGUCGGUAUAACAGCCGUGAUAUGUUUCUCGCUCACGCUGUUCGCAUUCCAAACGAAAAUCGAUUUCACCGGCAUGGGCACGUACCUAUUCAUUGCAGCCAUAGUAUUUAUGCUGUUUGGUAUUAUCAUGAUGUUUUUCCGCCCAAGCAAUACAAUGCACUUAGUCUACAGUUCAAUUGGUGCUCUGCUAUUUUCGUUCUACCUUGUCUACGAUACGCAGCUAAUGAUUGGCGGAAGCCACAAAUACUCCGUGUCUCCCGAGGAGUAUAUCUUUGCUGCACUCAACUUGUACCUGGACAUCGUCAACAUUUUUUUGUACAUUCUUAGCAUCCUCAACGCCUCUUCCUCAGAUUAAGAGCUAUUUAUGCUUGUGUUCGUUGUACUCCCAUGUGUAUGGUGAAAAACAAAUAGCUGACAAAAAACUCGUGAAUAAGCAUAUACGCGAGUUUUUACAAGUUACUCUGGUUAGUUGUGUUGGUGUUCAACAAACAUCAUCUAUGGCCACGUAAAAACAUAAACUUUCGAGCCUUAAACAAUUAAUAUACGACAUUGAUGUUGUAUGUAACUGUGGUAUUUAUUUGUCACGAUCUCUUCACACAAUUUAAAAUAGAUUUUUUUUCAAGCUUGAUUCAUGUUUUGGCAAGUAAAAAUUUUUUUCCCAUUUUUUUUCUUAAAAUUUUAUUGAAAAUUCCCGUAAUUGGUUUGAAUACCAAAGAUGUCACAUGUGUAUUUCUAGUAGUUCCUUAAAAAUAUUUUCAUGAAGACUAAAACGUUUGAGUAAAGUGUUAUUUUUUGUUUAUUUUUCAUUUCACAUUCUAACCAGAGUUUCCACUGAGUUAUCAAUGACUUCAAAUGUCCAAAUUAUUUUCUUUCAAUGUCCAAAAGUUAAUAGAAUACAGAUUGAUACUCAGAUUAAUUUAAUUUCAAUUAAUGUUAAAACAAGUAAAUAAAAACACAAUUUGAGAGCUGUAGCUUUUUUAUCUAGCAGAUAAAAAGCAAAUCAAAGUAACAAAAUUUUAUAAAAGCUAGCUGCACUUGUUUGGUUAUCAUCUAACGAUCAUUAUUAACUAAUAUAGGGAUGAAAGUGAAUUGCAUUGCUUAAAUAGCAAAUCGAGCUAAUUUUAAUCUACCAAAUCGUUUGACGCAACCAAUUAAAUGUAAUGUAUAGCUAAGUCGAUAAUACAAAUAAAGAAGAAAACUGUUUCGACUGUUACUCUGCGAGUCACUAUCACAAUUUCAUUAUGCAAUAAAAAUUAAAUGAUAAAUUUUUGCGAUAUUUACUGUAACGAAGUUAGAAAACCAGAUUCAUCGAUCUUUAAAAAAAUCAUUGUUAGUGUUCUUAUUACCAUGAACGUUUAUUUUUGUUUCAACUGUGUCUAUUGUAUUUUCAAAGUACAUAAACCGCAUAAUGUUUCAUUAGAAUUUAAAUUACACGUACAUAUAUUCAUUGUAGCGUAUUUAUACGACAUGUGUUAUUAUAUACAUGUGCGGAUGAUUUUAUUCAUGCAUAUUUAAAAUAUUUAUUGUACAUUGUAAUUCAACGAUUUCCGACACGUUUAUAUAUAUUGCAUGUGAUUAUCAAAUCUGUUUUGGCGUAAAUGUAAGUAUUUUAUUUCUUCUUUCGUAUUGACACAAUUUAAUAAUUAUUUUAUUAAAGAAAUCAAAAA